Molecule: messenger RNA, 759 nt
Organism: Heterostelium album PN500
Lineage: Eukaryota; Evosea; Eumycetozoa; Acytosteliales; Acytosteliaceae
Exons: 2
Coding region: 1-759 (252 amino acids)
Source: RefSeq, a predicted model, not a curated record
AUGACCUUUGAAUUAGAUGAAAAUCAUUUAGGUGGUACACUCUUUGAAGAUAUUCUAAACAACGAAAAUUUCUGUAAAGAGAAAUCCUCUGAUAUCGAUAUGGAGAAUAUCCAACAAACUGUAGAUGGGGAGAUGUCCAAUAGUGGUGUGAUUGAUAGCCAAGUCCCUGACAAAACCGAAAAUCAUUCAGACUAUCCUACUUUUGUUGAAGUGGAGCUAGACUUUUCAAAAGUACCUGUAGCUGAAUAUAAUAAUAACAAUAAUAAUAAUAAUAUCAAAACCAAAAUACCUAAAAAAAAUAACCACAUUAAAAAUAACAAGAAUAAGAAGGAUAAUAUCAACAUAAACAAAAACAAAAACAAAAACAAAAAUAAUAACAAGAAUAAGAAUAACAAUAAUAUCCAAAACGAUAUAAAUAAUAAUAAUAAUAUUCGUAAAGUAGGGUUUGAAGAUUUUUUUAGAAAUCAAGGUGAAGUUGCCAAAGAAAAAGGAGUCGACUCUACUACUCUCAGUAAAUCGUUUAAGAGACACUUUGGCGAUGGUCUCCGGGCAUUCAUUUACGGUCCCCAAGGUUUGGAAAAUCCAGAUAUAGCCAAGAGAUUCUCAAUGCUGCUAAGGAAGAGAGUAACUUGGCUUCACCGUUUCAGCAAUAGUAAUGAAAAAAGGGUAUUAAAAGAAUACCAAGUUUCCAAAAAAGUCAUAAAGAAAAACUUAAAAUAUGUUUUUAAAAGUAAACCACUAAUAGUAAUGGUAUACUAA